UUUAGCUUCAGUUGUUUUACUCUGUCUUCAACAUUUAGCAUAUCCAACUGCUCAGUCUCUGGUGACCUUUAACAAUAACAACAAAUAACUGAUACACCUGGACGCCACAAUUAUUAUAAUCAUGGCAUAUAUAUGGCAGGUUUGCAAAUUUGUAUUACCCCCAGCUCGAUGUGUAGGAAGGGAGAGUGUUACAUGCACGAUAUUACAUAGCUCUUUAAAGAACAGCAAUAAUAAUUAUAAUGUGGAACUCUGGAGAGGCAUGGCAGGACACAGCAAGUGGUCUAAUAUAAAACACAUCAAAGCAAGCAAAGAUGCUGAAAAACGAGUGGUGUACAACAAGUACAGUCGCCUUUUGAAAAUAGCCAUUAAAGAAGGUGGAGGUACAGAUCCACACCUGAACUCCAAGCUUGCCAAAGUUAUUGAGCUUGCACUUGGCCAGAAUAUGCAGCGGUCUACUAUAAAAAAUGUAAUAGAUACAUAUCAGAAAUCACAAGAUAAUGCUAAAUCAGCCAUUAUUGAAUAUAAAGGACCUGGUGGAGUUUUUCUCCUGACAGAAGUUCUAACAGACAAUAUAACUCGCACCAAGACAACUCUUCAUUCUGCAGUGAGAAAGCUCAAUAUCCAGGAAGUUAAAGGAAGUAUUCGUCAUUUAUUUGAAGAGAAAGGGGUUGUGAUGGUAAGCAGUCAAGGAAUGUGUCUGGAGACUGCUAUGGAUAAUGCUAUUGAGAUUGGAGCAGAGGAUGUAGAGGAACAUGAAGACAACUUAGUGUUUACCUGCUCACCUGAGGAUUUUGUCAAAGUGAAACAAGGCUUGGAGAACCUCAAAUAUACCGUAAACUAUGCUAGUGUUGAUUAUAUACCAAAACUUUCUGUUUCUAUUUCUGAAGAAGAGGAGAAACAAUUGGAUGUCAUCAUCAAGAAGUUAGAAGGCAUUGAUGAAGUAAUCGAGUCCAUGUUAAUGUUUAAUAAUAACGAGUUUGUAUUUUAAUAUUACUGAUAGAGUGUAAUUAUAUUGAAGAGUACAUAUAA
Molecule: messenger RNA, 1029 nt
Organism: Cherax quadricarinatus
Lineage: Eukaryota; Metazoa; Arthropoda; Malacostraca; Decapoda; Parastacidae
Product: probable transcriptional regulatory protein IL1088
Cellular component (GO): mitochondrion
Source: RefSeq, a predicted model, not a curated record